Molecule: messenger RNA, 5778 nt
Organism: Acanthaster planci (crown-of-thorns starfish)
Lineage: Eukaryota; Metazoa; Echinodermata; Asteroidea; Valvatida; Acanthasteridae
Product: protein-cysteine N-palmitoyltransferase HHAT-like
Biological process (GO): protein palmitoylation
Cellular component (GO): endoplasmic reticulum
Molecular function (GO): palmitoyltransferase activity
Source: RefSeq, a predicted model, not a curated record
GGUUAAGUGCCCGAUAGUCUCCAGUUGCCUGGCGUCUUCUUGGGGAACAUAUGCAAGGGAGAGGCACAAUUGCUGUCAGAGGGUCUGGUUAUUCCCAGUUCAGCCAUAUAUUCAAACUCAGCUUUUGUUGUAGCAUAGCGGUCUGAGGGCCAACUGACGUGAUCGCGCUGACAUUGGACCACAGGUGUCGAUAUGGUGAGUUGUUGUGUGUUUAACAGCGGCACCACGGAAAACUGGACGUUUGAUAUCUGGGUACUGCCGCAGGAUGUCGUUGAAACGCGAGGCCCUCUCCGUUUCAAUGAACAUCGGGCAUACUGAGGGUGUCGAGGAGACAGUCCCGUUGACCGUGAGGCUGGUGGUGGCAUCGAUGAGCUUAUUGUGUUUUGAUGUCGACUAGCAACCCGAAGUGGCGCAGGAAAUCAGCGCCGAGAAUGGGAGUUGGCAUAUCAGCAAUUAUGAAAAUCCAGCGGAAUGUCCUCCGAAGACCAUGAUUGAGCUUGAGGGACUUUUCACCGCGUGUUGCGAUUUGUGACUGGUUAACUGUUUGGAGGGUGAGUGUGCUAGGUGUGCGUCGCUCCUGGGCCAUGGACGGCCAGACGCUAACCUGUGCUCCCGUGUCAACCAGGAAUCUUGUACCGGUGCCGACUUUAUCAGUUACAAAAAAAAUAGGCGACCCUCAAACUGACCAACCGUCUUAGUCGGCCCUAGCGGCUGGUCUGUCCGUUUCCCCGGUCACGAUCACCUAUGUCUGAAGAUUGAUGGAAGGUGCAAGGAGGUACGCACUUUUUAGCAUGCUUACCAUAUCGCCAGUGGUACUAGCAGUCACCUGCAGCAUGACGAUGAGCACUUGGGCUGCGUGAUUUGCUCCGAGAGUCGAUCAGUACGGCUAUUCCGCCUGCGUCGACCCCGUUGACGAUUGUCAGUAACUUGGCUGUGAAACCCACAGGAGUCCAGAAUUGUUGCAGCAAAAAGCAGUUCCAAUAUCAAAUAUGCGGAGCCAAGCAACCGAGGGGGAGAGCUCUGUGGAAGAGACAGUGUCUAUCCCACCAGCCCAGCAUCAGCAUGCUGCCCUACCACGCCACGAGUUGCUUGUCUAUGCUGGGUUAAUCGUCUUCAUCCUUGUCUAUAUGCAUUGGCAUCUUUACCAAUUAUCAAAAGAAAGGGCAUCUGACUUGGAGCUUCUGGAUGAUGGCUUGUCAGUCUUUGGAAAAUGGAAGAAGGACAUUUCACAUGGUCAGUGGACUACAUUUAUUGAUUUAAUGACAACGCCAUCAGUAACCAUCUCUUAUGUGGCAUACAUUCUGUUGGGUCAACUUGUUGCCCUCUUUGCUCCUCAGUUCAGGAAAGCUUUUAUGUUGGUCUUCUCCGUACUAUGGAUUUGUCUUGGCUUUGGCAUCCAGACUUUGGAAGUUCUUCUGCUGCAUUCAUUCGUGGUGUAUGUAGUCUCCCAUUCCAGGAAGCAGAUGCUUGUAUGGAUUGUGGUUUUGCUGUCAAUUGCCUCUGUUACUGUGGAAACCUUCAUGAAUAUUCAGGAGCGCUAUAUUGCUGAAGCGCAUGGUGGAACUAUGUGCAUUUUGAUAAGCUCUCUGCGUCUCUUGUGCUUUGGUAUGGAGUUCUGCUGCAACACUACACCAGAGAAGCCCUUGACUGGCUACAACAUUUAUGAUUUGCUUCUCUUCAAUUUCUACUUACCAGUGUUUCCAUAUGGGCCAAUUGUAGGGUAUGAUACAUUCCUGGUCCAGAUAAAUGCCGAAGUCAAACCCCUAACUUGGAGAGAACUCAAGGUGAUCUGUAAAGAGUUCAUGCGAUGUAUCACCUGGGCUGUCAUAACUGAGAGCAUUACUUACUUCCUUUACCUUGGUGCAUUGACAUAUCACCACAAAACAGUGAUGACUCUUGGUGCAAGAGAUCUCAGUUUGUUGGCGUUGUAUCAUUUGUUCUUCUUUCAGCUGACAACGUUUGUGCCCUACAGCUUCUCUCGAGUUCUUGCAUUAUGUGAUCGCAUUGACGUCCCACAGCCUCCCAUCUGUAUUCUCAGUAUUCACUUUUUCAGAGACAUGUGGCGAUACUUUGACAGAGGAUUGAAUAUCAUGUUUACAAAAUAUAUCUACAUUCCCCUGGGUGGCUCAAAGCAUGGUCCUCUGCGGCAAUCCUUUUCUGUCCUCAUGUGCUUCCUCUUUGUUGCUUUCUGGCAUGGGGGAGGUCAGAUGUACUUCACUUGGGGUCUACUUAACUGGAUUGGAGUUCAGGUGGAGGCAGCUGCGUUAGCAUUCGACAACAGCUUUGGUCCUCUGCAGAAUCUGAAGAAGAGUAUGUCUCCAGCAAUGCUGAGGCGUUUUUAUGCUGCCUGUGCGGUGCCAAAUUAUCUCUUCUUGGCUUUUUCUAACUUGCUGUCUGUCAUUGGGCCAAGCAGGACAAGAUUCUUUAUCUCUGCUAUGAUGUUUAAGGACUGGCCUUGGAAUUUUCUUUGCAUCAUCGUUGCUUUCUACUGUUGCAUGCAGGUGGUUAACGAGUUGGAGAGAAGAGUAGGCAAAAAGGUAUUGCUAUCAAAGGAUUAUUUCUAAAAUAUCAGAAAUAACUGUUUUAGUGUACAUGUAAGUGAAGAGUGGAAGAGGUAGAAAGCAGCAGUUCAUUGUUGGACUCGAUCAGAGAGAUAAAUAGCAAUGCAUGGGGUCUUUGAUAGGGGCGUGUACUAUAUAUGAAACUCAGAUACCUGUAUUAUUGUGUAUUGUGUAUUUUCCUGAUCACUUUGCAUAACAAAUACAAUGUAAAUGUUAUGUUACAUAACUAGCUUUUCAUUAUUUACUUGUGAGUUUGUCACAUUGAGUUUAUUUUGGCUAGUAUGCAAAUUAGUGUCAGCACACUUACCACAGGGUACAAGCCGUUUAUGUCAUGACAAAUCAUCAGCAUUCUGUCUUACAAGUCAGAUACAACAUUUGGUCCGUUGUUAUGGGUAUUAUUUAUAUGAGGGCAAAGUUGGCAUUUUGCAGUUUAACAGGAUAGGCCAUUGUAGGUGGGAUGGGUAAGUCCACUUAGAUAAGUUUGUCUCCAAAAUUGGAGGUUGUUUGACAAAAACAAAGGCUUUUCUUAGGUUUAUUUACUCAGAGUUUUGGUGUUGUGCUCUAAAGCUGUGAAUUGUUGGAGAUUUGCUAGCUGGUUGUUACAUUCCACUGGUCCAAUAGUGUAAAUUUGUGGGAGGGAUGGAGAAUGGGGAAAGGUGGGGGCAUGACUUGCCUUGCCAUGAAAAUGUGAAAAGCUGGGUGGAUGACACCAUGUGACUCUAUGGAGAGGUCAUUGUGCAUCUGUAAUAUGUAUUACAUUCAUGCAGAAUCUCACAUUAAAAUGGCAUAGGGCUUUUUUUAAAGCUGGUUUUCUUUUUUAAACAUGUUGAAUGCAUUUUAGUCGCAUCUUUUCCCAAACGAAAGGAUACUUUUCUAAGAUUGCUGUGCGGAAAGGGGUGAGAGUUCUAGCCCAUCCAAAUCUUGACAGCUCUGGGGUACUUAGAACAUAAUGUAGUCUUGGUUAGAGUUUGACAGUGGGUUUCUAAAGAAAAAAAAAAACGUUUUGAGUGACUCUUUGCUGUUUGUCCAGAUCACGAAACUACCAUCAAUGUAACUGACGUUCAAAAGGGUUGGAGGGGAACUAAGUCUUUAGUCGUGGAAUGGUUCACAUACGUUCAUCGGACUGUACACACAAAUUGGGCCUGCAAAGCGCAGGCGUCAUUAUUGUAGGUGUAUUACACUGCCAGUAAUGGCUGCAUUACUGUUUUACUUCCAGUAAUGGCUGCAAAAUUAUAUUCAGUUCCCUAUGAAUGACAGUUUAACAAUUCCAUUGGUCGGGAGCCCAUCACAUGGGGCUUGGUCUUAAACGGGUGGAAUGUUGCACACUGCACAGUAAACGACUGUUGCCUGCUCCAACCCCAUUACAAAAGCACCAGUUCUGUUAUAACACGGGAAUAGAUUUAAUGAAUGCAAUGGAUAGUAAAGGUUUAUACGGUUUACUGUGUCACAAUGCAUAAAUUUCAUUUCACCGAAACAGUCUUCAACUAACUUCUACAAUCGGUAGGAAGUACAUGUGCCAAAUUUGGUUUCGACAUUUCUGAAGAAAUUUUCCAGAAAGCUAUCUUAUUCUGUAGUACGUUGUGGCUAACAUCUGAAACUGUGGACUCCCCAACGUUAUGCCUGUAGCGAUGUAGAAUUCAGAACAGCCGUAUUCACACAAGCACAAAAUGUGCCAUAUUUUUCUUCGAGGUGAUGCUGCCCUACACAAAAGUCAAAUUUCUGAUCUCAUUUUUGGAGCGAGAGAAAACCUAAACAGGAAUGUAGUGUUAACCCGUUGAACAGAAAUGCCCCGCCAAGCACAUGCCCAAACCCACAACUCUAAUUUUCGGAUCACAAACAAGCUUUGUCUUGUUUCAGCAAGUAUGGUCUUUCACUUAAUUCAAAUGACUUGUGAGAUAACCCAAAAGCCAUACAUGGUGCCUAUUGGUUUUGGUCAUAGUGACCUUGACUUUUGACCUUUCAGGUCCAAAUGCGGAAGGCUUCUUAGGAUCACCUAGAACAAUCUACAAACCAAAUUUGAAGUUCAUGCGCAGAUCUUCUUCAGGUUAUCGUACUGACACGAAUAUUCCGGGCACCCCCCCACACACCCACACCCGCAAAAGGACAAGAAACUGUAUGUCCUUGCGGCUUUGUAGGCUGGGCAUAAACCCACCUGCUGUCUUCUGGUAACUUGAUACGAUGAUAUUACGGCAAGAUUGGACCAGUUGAAAACACGCUGGAAUGAAUGAUGUCAACAAAAAUGGCUGUCUUAGCAGAAAUAAUGUUGUUCUUCACUGGCCCCCAUUCCGGCCAUACAUGGAUGAUACGAGUGCGGCUAUACAACCUCCUCCCCAAGGUCAGACCAAUAUACUACGCGUUGAAAACGAUACUUAAAACUUUGGGAAAGGUCAAGGUAAUCGUAAUCACGUUCUGGCGGUCCGGUAUAAACGUGUACAUAUUUGUGGCAUACAUUUAUCACAAGAUCGAUUUUCGACCCGUAAAAACCGCUAUCUAUUACCGUGGUAUAACAAAAUUGUUUAUUUGCACAUUUUAGAAGAGAGAGAUGUACGUGGUUAACUAACUAAAAGGUGCUUCCUUCAUUGCGAUUGCUCGAUCUUACGGGGUCUGUUGGUCUUUAUGCUCAAUUUUCUACUAAUUCUGGCAUGUGCCAAUUGCCUUUUCAUUUUAUUCGUAGAUAAUAAUGAAAAAAAGUCACAAAGGGAAAGUGUAGUCAGUGAUGUGGUACAGAAUCGACUGAUAACGCACUGCGAUCGUGCUGAUUGGCUCUUUGUACCCAGCAAGUCUGCACAUGCCCCAUGUUUUAACGUACUUGAGUACGAGUGUUUCUGUAUACAUAUUGAGUUUGAUGGUGUGUGUUGUAUCCUAUCGACUAUGCAUGUGUAAUAGCCAUAAGUCUUUCUUGGUAUGCUGCAAAAUGUUAAGUAUGAAAUAUUGUACACGUAUGGAUCAUGCAUUCUCUGAGGUACUGCAUUAUUUUUAUAUAUAUUUUACAUUCAUUCAGAACGUCGUUUCUAUACAUAUAUAGCAUACUCAGUAUUUAACAAGUCUGUAGUAAACUUUUCUAAGAUGGAUUCAUUUGACUGAAUUUUACCUGUAUUCAGAACCUUUUUUAGCAUUUCGAGGUUUAUAUGUGAUGUGUGUACUCUCAUACCUAAAAUAUAAGUGAAAUUAAAUCUUGCGCUUUGUGCGGAAAAGAGUUGCAGUUUUGGCAAAAUAA